AUGGAGGCCUAUGGCAAACAAUCGAAAGAGGCUUUGGAAUUGUUGUGCCAAGAAAAGGAUUUACCAACUUUUGGCAAAAAUAAAGCACAACUUAUUGCUGACCUUGUGGAGGCUGACAGCCAUGUUUUCCAGCCAGAGACGGACACUGAAAGGGUUACUGAGCUACCUACUACUGCAGGAGUGUUGCUCACUGGAAUGCCUGGUGGUUGUACCCCUCAAACCAUUAAGGACAUUUGUUCAACUGAUUUAUUUCAGCAACUGAUGGCUUCAAAUCCUCAGGAGGCCCUGCACGUGAUGAUCCAACAGCAGGCUGCAGAAAGGGAAUCUGCAGAGAGGUUGGCCGAAAGGGAGGCACAAAGAAGACAUGAGCUGGAACUUGCUAAACUGCAAUUUACCCUUCAGUCCUCAGUGAACAGCAAUGCAUCAGAGUCCAGCACACGUAGGCUCUGUAAGGAUGAUUUUCCUUCCCUCGAAGAAGGGACAGAUAUGAAUGUAUUUUUAAAAGGUUUUGAGAAAGUAUGCAG
Molecule: messenger RNA, 524 nt
Organism: Pelobates cultripes (western spadefoot toad)
Lineage: Eukaryota; Metazoa; Chordata; Amphibia; Anura; Pelobatidae
Source: the annotation of a GenBank genome assembly